Messenger RNA from Aureobasidium namibiae CBS 147.97, 729 nucleotides. RefSeq lists its product as uncharacterized. The transcript has 5 exons. The record is from RefSeq and is a predicted model, not a curated record. Bases 1 to 729 code for a protein of 242 amino acids. Lineage: Eukaryota; Fungi; Ascomycota; Dothideomycetes; Dothideales; Saccotheciaceae.
AUGACCCUUGAUUCUUCGAUGGCAAAGCGGAAAGAUGUGCAGACAUAUGCAAAAGCGAAGAUCACAGUCAAAGUCGUCGCAUUGACGCGGCAAGACAGACAUUCAGGAAAAGGUUUGGAGUGGAGUUCCGUGUCGCAUCUCGUUCGUGCCUGCUUCUUCUCUGGAGACUUGCAGAACAUGAACUACGACUUGGAGUCGUAUCUGCUGUACACUGACACGCAACUCGAGGAAGUUUAUGCCGAAGGCAAGCAAGGGCUGAGUUGUCUGUACCCCAAGCACGGCGAUCCCAAUGCACUGUUGCAGAUUUCCAACAACCAGGACUUGUUCAGCCAUCCACGAUCGAAGGAAUGGAUGCACAUUGACCACGCCUCAUCGUCCGUCGAGGCCCGCGACUUGAACGCUUCUCCUGUUGCCACCCCGGCUGUCUCUGAAUCAAGAUACCCUUAUACCAAGAAGGUCAAGACUACUUCUGCAACAUCAUACUCGACCACACCAUUGGCAACUCGUGCUGUAUCAACUGCCGGGAGCGGACCCUCGGCAACAAGUAGCUGCGUCCCGCACUCCAUCUGUGUAGACAAAAUCAGCCCUUGCGGCAAGCGCUAUGGAGGAUGCUACGACGAGAAUUUCUGCGAUGGAGACACAAGUCCAUACCCUAUUCCAACUUGUGCAACUAUGGUGACGAUGAAGCGAGCAGCCGCCGCCGCCGAGCCUGCCAUCACACCAGCCUGA